Molecule: messenger RNA, 4293 nt
Organism: Xyrauchen texanus (razorback sucker)
Lineage: Eukaryota; Metazoa; Chordata; Actinopteri; Cypriniformes; Catostomidae
Gene: cd302
Product: CD302 molecule
Exons: 7
Coding region: 191-799 (202 amino acids)
Molecular function (GO): signaling receptor activity
Source: RefSeq, a predicted model, not a curated record
CUCGAAUAUCCGUGUUUAGACGCUAUAACGCGUAUUGACGUCUUCAUACGAUAUCUUUACAUAUAAUGUUUGUACGUGUAAAGACGUUUAUCAGAACUGAAUGAAUACAUGGAUCCCUGUCGAGCUUGUUAUUUUACUCUGUUUCACAUCGUUCUUCUCACUUUGACGCGAGGACAGGAGUGCCCUGAAGAUGGACGCUACAUGGGUGCAGUUUGGCUCCAGAUGCUAUCACUUUGUACAUGGAGAAGAGGACACUGCCAAAAGCUACUCUCUUCAAGAUGCCAAAGAAAUGUGCAAAGAAUAUGAUCUCUUGACAGUAGAAAGUGCAGAGGAGAAUGAGGACAUCAUUAAAUACAGCCCUUUUGUGUGGAAAGGCAAAAUAAACAUAUGGCUUGGAAUGAACUAUGACAGUGACGAUGAUGUGUUCAAGUGGCAUGAUGACAGUAGGUUGAGUUAUAAUAACUGGGAGUACAGUGGCUCUGAUGAUCUUUCUCUCAUGGACACGUGUGUGGCUCUUAACACUAGCACUGGAAAGUGGAAGAACAUCAGCUGUACAGAUGGAACUGAGAACGGAGUUGUGUGCAAGACAGGGAGUUUCUAUUAUUGUGAAUACGGAGAAUGGGAGGACACAGACAGACACAGGGAUGAGGGUUCCAGUCUCAGUUCAGGUCAUCAUCAGUGUGGUGCUGAUUCUCACCGUGUGUGCUGUGGUUUGGUUCCUUCACCAAAGAAAAAAAAUUGUUUCCUCCAUCCUCAACUUAAUCAAGUACCAGCUGCCCGUCCAAUCCCUGUCUGCUGAUCAGACGUGAAUCGAGGAGAUACCUUAGAGAUCUUCACUGUGAUAAUGAUGAUGUUUUUCAGCUAUGCCUAAGUUGAUAUAAGCAGCAAGACAGCAUGGAAGAUCUUAAACUCGUCCCUUUUUUACUGGUUGUUGGGGAGUUCCUCAACUUUGGGCUACAUGGUACAAAACAGAGGUGUAUAUAUUCAUAAGUGGAGGACAAGGGGAAAUGUUGUCUGUCUUAAGGCCCUCAGUUCCUUUACAACAGAACAUUGAAAGGUUAGUUCACCCCCAAAAUUUACUUCUGUCAUUCCAAAGCUGUAUGACUUUAUUUGCUUCAAAAUCCGUAUGACUUGUGCACUAUGUUUCCAUCUUUUCUAAAGCCAUACGAGAGCAUUCUGAUGAGGAACAGACCAAACUUUAAACCAUUAUUCAAUAAUAAUCCUUCCUCCAAUGAGCUGGUAACCAUUGAGUCUGGAUCAAUCCGAUUCACAAACAAAUAAUUCAGACCCGUUUAAUAAAUACCAUCGACUGAUUCAUUACGACUCAAAAGAUUUGAUUCGAGAGUUGCAAGAUGUUUUAGUAAACAACCUAAAUUCUCUCAAACAGCAUGUGUGUUUGGGAUGACAUGAGGAUGAGUAAAUAAUGAUAGAAGUUACACUUUUGGGUGAACUAUUCCUUAAAGAUCUUGUGUUUAUUUUGUGACUGCCAAAUCACGGUCAUGAGACAGGAAGUUGCAUCAGAUUUCACCCUGUACUGUCGGACCAUAGUGUUACAUUUCCAGCUCUUUCCAGUUUUGUCAGGCUACAAAAAGAUUUUAAACCAACCUAAGAUGGCCAGUUGGUCUUUCUGCCUAAAAAGUGCCCAAAACCCCUCUUAAACCAGCAAAAGUCAAAAUCUCACCAGGCUGGAAGACAAGCAAGCCAGUUUAGACUAUUUUAAGCUGUAUUUUCAGCAGGAAUCUCCACUGAAAAGGCAAAUAUUAAAGUUUUUUACUGCUAGCGCUUCAUAUGCACCUCUAGUUCUUGGAUAUUAAAACUUCCUGAUUGCCAAUGACAAUAUCUUUGAAUGUUUUUGAUUAUGUUUUAAGGUUUGGAUUUGCUACUAAUGUUCUGUAUCUACCAUCUGAGGCAGUGGUGGCUGAGUGGUUGAGGCUCAGGGUUACUGACCAGAAGGUCGGGGGUUCAAGCACCACCAAGAUGCCACUGUUGGGCCCUUGAGCAAGGCACUUAACUCCAGGUUGCUCCGGGGGGAUUGCCCCUGUAAUAAUUGCACUGAUAAUAAGUCGCUUUGGAUAAAAGCAUCUGCCAAAUGCAUAAAUAUAAAUGUACUGUAUGCUACAAAUGACUCGCAUUGUGUAAACCUUAAUUAAUGCUUUAUUUCUCCUUUUGCUAUUUCUCUGAAAAAAACGAAUUAAAUACAAAUCAAGGCUAAUAAACACAAAACAAACUGAAAAUGGUUUUCUAAUUCCUCAAAGGACUUGUCCCUUGUUUUAAACUAGCCUGUAGUUUAUUUAGGGGAGGGGAUAUCCUCAUUCUAGGGAGCAUUUUCAGAAACGAAAAACAAAAUUUUUAAUGCAUUUACCCGAUGAUUGUUAAUUUGCUCAAUUUUUAGGAGUGCACUAGCAUAUAAAUGGCGACAAAGCUAUAUCCGACGUGGACAAAAAGCUACAAAAACUCUAAUUUUUUAAUCCUUAAACCAAAUUUUUUUUCUUUUUUGCCCAAUUCCCAUUGUGCUUUUAAGUCUUUGUAGUCACGUAGUGAUUCGUCUCAAUCCGGGUGGCGGAGGACGAAUCACAGUUGCCUCCGCAUCUGAGACUGUCAACCCGCGCAUCUUAUCACGUGCUUGUUGAGCUCGUUUGCCAUGGAGACAUUGCUUGUGUGGAAGCUUCACGCCAUCCACCUCGGCAUCCACGCUCAUCUCACCACGCGCCCCACCGACAACGAACUAUAUUAUUGCGACCACGAGGAGGUUACCCCAUGUGACUCUACCCUCCCUAGCAACCGGGCCAAUUUGGUUGCUUAGGAGACCUGGCUGGGAUUCAAACAGCGAACUAGCAAACCCCAGGGGUGGUAGCCACCGUCUUUACCUCUGAGUUACCCAGGCCCCAGUCUUUAAAAUAAUUUGUUAAACACAAAAAGUAUAUACACUUUCAAAUAAACAGAAGACGCUUGUUUACUGUAGAGUUCUCUAUUUAAAAAAACUGUGCUGAUGUGUAAAGCCAGAUAGAAGAGGAUGAAGUGGGACAGUUAAUUGAGGACUCAUUCAUUCCCCUCUGGGGUUUUAUAGAUCACUGUCAAUGUUCUACCCUGAAAGUGUCAAUGUCACUCUGUAUAAACAGCUGGUUUGCCUAAACUCAUAUAAAUUACUGUAUUUAAUUUUUUAUAUGAAGCGUACUUAACCAUGAUUUUUAGAAGAGUAUCAUAGCUCUUAAGGUCCAUACAAUGUAAGUGAAUGGUGGCCAGAACUUUGAAGUACAUAAAGGCAACAUGAAAGUAAUCCAUACGACUCCACGUUUAAUCAAUGUCUUCUGAAGUGAUCCAAAUGGUUUUGGUUGAGAACAGACCAAAAUGUAACUCCUUAUUACACCUUCCCGUUGCAGUCUCUAGGCACUCAUGAUUUCAAUCUCGAUUAUACUUCCAGGGGCUUGACCCAUGCGCUCUAGGAAGUGUAAUCGAGCUUGAAAUCAUGAUUGCCCAGGAGAUCACUGAUGUCAAGAUUUAUAGUGAAAAAUAAUUUACAUUUUGGUCUCUUCUCACCCAAAAAUUACUAGAUUGCUUCAGAAGUCAUGGAUUACACCACUGGAGUUUUAUGAAUUACUUUUACACUGCCUUUAUGUGCUUUUUGGAGCUUCAACUUUUUGGACACCAUUCACUUGCAUUGUAUGGACCUGCAGAGCCAUACUUGUUUGUAUUCAGCAGAAGAGAAAGUCAUACAUCUGGGAUUGCAUGAGGAGGAGUAAAUGAGAGAAUUUAUAUUUUUGGUUGAACUAUUCUUUUAACUCUAUAGUGUUGUGUGUUACAAUCUUAAUCAGUAUAUAUGUGUGUGACAAAUUUUAAACAAUGUAUGCUAACAAAUGAUGAAUGAUGUGUGUAACUAACUAGAAAAUAUAUGUUAAAACCAAAAACGCUAAAAGGAUAAGGGGUAAUAAUGUGUGAUAAACUGCAGCUGCAUUUCUGACACAGGAAAUUCUUUAGGCAGGGGAGCCUAGUAACAGUUUAUACAUUGGAAAUUCUUUAAGCAAGGAACUGAUCAGAGAGAAAGAAUAGGAGGAAAAACCAGUAAUCCCACUGCGGCAUGAUUGAAACUUAUCUCUUAGAAUAUUGGAGAUGCCCCGGCGGCAAAAAUAAGCCAAUCAAAAGAGUAAAAAACUGAGAACAAAGGAAUACCCUGGGUCAGAAAUGUAGAAAAGAAGGGAACACUGGAGAAACGGGGUCUUUUUGAGCGGAGCUUACGGGUGAUGCAGACAAGAUCCCCAGCUGGGCAAAUAGUUUCUGUACUUAUUCUAUCUUGUU